This is a messenger RNA of Dicentrarchus labrax (European seabass), 2309 nucleotides long. RefSeq names its product ring finger protein 185 (gene rnf185). Bases 189 to 770 code for a protein of 193 amino acids. Gene Ontology annotation, biological process: ubiquitin-dependent protein catabolic process. The transcript has 7 exons. NCBI's taxonomy places the organism in Eukaryota, Metazoa, Chordata, Actinopteri, Moronidae. Gene Ontology annotation, cellular component: endoplasmic reticulum. Gene Ontology annotation, molecular function: ubiquitin-like protein conjugating enzyme binding; metal ion binding; ubiquitin protein ligase activity. The record is from RefSeq and is a predicted model, not a curated record.
CCACAACCCCGGUCAGGCUCGUAGCCACGCCCCCUGCCGCCCCACAAGAUCUACUACCGGUUACUAGAGUGUUGCGGAUGUGUGAUGCAACCAACUGCUCCAUCCACUGGGCUUCCCUUAUGUACUUAUUUUGAAGCGCUGGGUGCCAGCGGAGUCACCCUACCUUAGUGGAUCUAUCUUUGAGCUAAAUGGCCACCGCUGCCCCCCCUCCAGCCUCUGGCUCGACUGCGGCAACUGACAAUGCAAGUCCCGGAUCCAGCAGCUCUACUGCGGCCGACGGUGGCAACCAGGACAGUACCUUCGAGUGUAAUAUAUGUCUGGACACCGCCAAGGAUGCAGUGAUCAGCCUGUGUGGACACCUCUUCUGUUGGCCUUGUUUGCAUCAGUGGUUGGAGACCAGACCCAACAGACAAGUGUGUCCAGUGUGUAAAGCUGGCAUUAGCCGAGACAAAGUUAUCCCCUUAUAUGGGCGGGGAAGCACAGGUCAACAAGACCCCAGAGAAAAAACACCCCCACGACCACAAGGGCAAAGGCCGGAGCCAGAAAACCGUGGUGGCUUUCAAGGGUUUGGCUUUGGAGAUGGAGGUUUCCAGAUGUCAUUUGGAAUCGGUGCCUUUCCAUUUGGUAUUUUUGCUACAGCUUUUAACAUCAAUGAUGGAAGACCACCUCCAGCGGCCCCUGGGACACCACAGCACACGGACGAACAGUUUCUGUCUCGACUCUUCCUGUUUGUCGCUCUGGUGAUUAUGUUUUGGCUGCUGAUUGCAUAAACGCAUGGAAAGACAACAUCUUGGGGUAACCCAAAUGGUUUGACAGACAUCAUCACGGUUUGCACCAAUGUGAUUCUGCCUUCUUACAUUUUCUAGCUCCUUGAUUGUUUUUUUUUCUCCUUUACACAAACGUGAGAUUUGAAUGAAGCAUUUUUUUCCAAAAUAAAAGAUGCCUGUAAUUCAGGGAUAAAAACGUUCAAAGUGUACCACGUAACCAUGGUUACUUAAUGUUUUAACUCAAUAACUUAUAAUAAUAAUUUAUAUUUCCUGCACCUAAACUUCAUCAGCCAACGGCUUCAAACAUCGUGCUGCUUAUACAACCUCCCCCCCUCGUAUAUCUACAUGCAUCUUUCUCUCUCUGUUGUUGGUCAUUUUUUAGACACAUAAGAGGUUAUUCAGGUGAGAGAAAGUGGAGAUCACUCAGUGCUUUUUCACUUUUUGCAUUUUUGACUGAAUCAGGGCUUUUUUUGAUUGUUUUGCUUCUAUUAUUGUAUUUAAAGAAAUAUUCUGCCUAACAAAAUAAGUCCACCAGUGCUCAUUCAUUUGGAUUUUCAUUCACACUUCCAAUCCAACCAAUAUGUUCUGAAACCCAUAUGUUUCAGCCUAUAUUUGGUUGCCUGUUACCCUACUUAGGUGGCUUUUCUUAAGGUUAUUUUUGGGCUUUGAUAGCCUUUUAUUAGACAGGAGCAGCUGUAGAGAGACAGGAAAGUGGGGAGAGAGAGAAACGGGGGGGGGGCAUGACACGCAGCAAAAGGGCCACAUGCUGAAAUCAAACCCAGGCUGCUGCAGUAAGGACGCAGCCUGUGCACGAGGGGCAAAGCUCUAACAGGUGAGCUACCAGGGUAUAGGUAUAUAGGUAUUAAUUUAGGCCAUCUGGUCCCCGUGCUCUCAUUUAAUGGUCAUAGCAGGAAAAGCACAGGUGUUAGUAAUAACAUUAAGGAUGACUCUGAUCUAUUCCAGUGUCCCAGGAGGUCAUAACAGUAUGACAGCCAUUAUUAUUUAUUAUUGACACCUGUGCUUUUAAGCUGACAUGUCAAAAUGUCUUCCAUGUAAAAGGUAUUCAUAUAGGCCUGCAUUUUAUUUUUAUUUUUUUUGAAUUGUUGGAAAUCUUAAUGAGUUACACGCUGAACACUAGCAUGUGCCUCUUCCAUGUUGUCUCUCCGUUCACUGAUUUACUAAGAAUUCUUUUUGUUAUAUAGCUGUACUUGAUCUCACAAAUACAUCUCAUCUGCAAAAUGUACCAAAAUCAUACCAAGAUUUUUUGGAAUCAAAACAAUGUCAGACAUUGUCUCUUUAUUUUAGAUGAGAUUAAAAAAGCAAUGUGUUGAUGCAUGUAAGCAGUUAAGAUUAAUUUAUGAAACAGUGUUCCUCUCCAAACUGGAAAGUUUCUUUUGCUCUGGUUUCUCUGUCACUGUAAUUAAAUGUAAAAUACUGUAGAUUAUUACAGAGUUAAUGAAGAUUGAAAAAUAAAACAACUUUUCUAAAUGUGAAUUCACUCUAUUGACAGUAAAAACCAUGUAAAUAAAGAUGUUAAUCAUA